Cladocopium goreaui is the source of this 6495-nucleotide messenger RNA. Lineage: Eukaryota; Dinophyceae; Suessiales; Symbiodiniaceae. The record is from the annotation of a GenBank genome assembly.
AUGAUGUCACAGGGUUUUGUUUCAUGCGGCAUGGAAACCAAAGCCACCAAUGACUUGCAGGAAGCGAAUUGUGCCUUUCAGACCCGACAAGGCCACUCUAAUGUGGUGCAGGGGGACAUCAAUGACGCUCAGGUAGUUGCCAAUUUGCAUGCAGCAUACGGUAGCCCAGUUUUGCUGAGUGGUGGAUUCAGCUGCCAACCAUGGUCAGCCUUAGGUGAUAAGGCAGGUAUGAACGAUCCACGUGCCAAGUCCCUGAUUGGCACACUGAGAGCUGCCUUUUUCCUCCGUGCCUUUGCAAUCCAGCUUGAAUGUGUUGUUGAAGCAAGUCGUGACAAGGAAGUGAGAGCAGUUAUUCAUGAGUACUGCCGACUCACUCAAUUCCGACAGUCAGAAGUUGAACUUUCAUUGGAUGCCAUGAUGCCCACCAAACGAACCAGGUGGUGGUGCAUGCUCACCAAUGGAACAUUGCCGCCAUUGAACCUGACUCCAUUGCCUUGUCUUUCACGCCAGCCAGUGGUAGGAGAUAUCAUCCCUGUUUGCCCUGCAUGGCCGUCCCAUCACAUGUCGCAGUUGGAACUGGACCAAUAUGAAACCCGUAAGUUUGCUGCUUUUGGGGGGAUCGAACAAAACAUGGUGCGACACAAUGCUGUCCUGAGAACGGCAUUACACGGAUGGGCCAACCAGCUGACUGCAUGUCCAUGCAAAUGCAGACAAUUUCCCAUGUCAGAAGAAAGACUUCAAUCCAAAGGGAUGUUUGGGGCUUUGGUUCGUAUUGCUGGGGAAUUCCACACCUCAUCAGGCCAUUACCCCAAAACCAGACACUUGCACCCGUGGGAAAUGUGUGUGAUUCAUGGGGGUAUCCCAGAAUAUGAGUGGCACCCAAUGAGAUUCUCCAUUGCGGCACUGGGACAGAUGGCUUCACCUGUGCAAUCGUGCUGGAUCACCGGUCACUUGCUAGCUUUGUGUGACGAGGUUCAAAACCGCCCUGUCAGGUUGCCGGAAGAGCAUUUGUGGAAUCACUUUUGCCGACUGGCCAAAGCAGUUGAAGCCACCCAGCCACAAGUGCAUGGGACAGAAGGUUUUCAGUCCUACAUCCAUGAAGUCAGGAAUGUCUUGCUGUCCAGGGUUGCCUCUGCCAAAGUACCGCAGAGCAUUACAGCCCCAGAGAAAACCGAAAAGAACGAAGUAAACAGCCAGCGGUCAGGACGCAAGAACCUGCAAAAUGAAGAUCCCAAUGGGGAGAAAGAACAGCCAGCGGUCAAGACGCAAGAACUUGUGAAGGAAGAAAAACAGCCAGGGCGCAGGACCCCAGAACCUGUUACAAAAAGUGCGGAGGAGACGCAAAUACUCCACCCUCCCAUGUGUUUGCAGGCCAUGCCAUCCAGUGCCCCUGUCACUGGUGGCCCCGCCCCCCACCCCUCUAGGGUUGUAGAUGGUAUGCAUGAUGUUGCAAUCUCCAAUGCAGGUGCCAUGCCAAGCGUGCAUUCCAAGCAGAGCCCCCACCCACCGACUGGAGGUAUUACAGCCUUUGCCUCGUCUGCAAAAACCCCAACCAGUGCAGCUGCCACCCAGGCCAAAGCCGCCGGGAAACAUGUUGUGAAAAACCAUGCCAGUGGGCCUACUGCCGUUGCAGAAGGUCGAACCAAGCCAACCCUUCCGGAAGAACUUGGUAGGAGUGAUGCACAUCCUAGUGCUGAAAUCUCUUUGAGCGACAAAGCCGCAUCCGUGCCAACCGAAACCAGUCCGGGCAUGACUCAUGGAUCCAUAGGGUGUGCUGACCAUGCCCCAUCUGAUCCGAUUGAACCCAGUGAUCGUGUCGAGGCGGGAUUGGGUGGGAAAGCUGGCCCUGCAGGUCAUGGAUCACCACCAACACCAGCUGGAAUGCCGUUGUUUGUGCAGCAGCUCAACUCAGUGCGUCCAGCCGAGACUCAUGGAAGCAGACCAUGUCCAGAGAAAGAUUCAUCCAGGGUCAACCAUGAUGACAUUGCCAUGGACAAAGACGCACAUGAAGAACAUGUCACACAUGAUGCCAUGGAGACUUGCAUGCCACCACAUGUUGACGAUGCCAUGGACACUGACCCAUUGCCAGGUGAUCACUCCAACAAGCCCACCAGAGAGGCAAGGGAACCGACUGACCAUGAGGGACUCACCCAAGACAUGCUGCAAGUUGUUCAACAGGCUGAGCUGAGCACACUACAUACACCUGUCAUGCAGUCACACACCAUUCAGAUCAUCCGCCAAGACGAUGAUGUGCCCACAUUCAUCAAAGUGCAGCCUGACACAACAGUUGGUGCCAUCACAGUUGCAGAGGCCAAAUUAGGUAGCCUGACGCCGCCGAUUUGUGUCAACACCUGCAUAGGCACUAGGAUCCAGUCAGCCGCCAUCACCACACCAUUCCAGCAGGUUUUCCUGAAAGAAAUGGCCAAAUAUGGCAGUGGAAGAACCUCAGAAGAGAUCACAAUGCCACCUGAAUUGAAAGAACCUCGGAAGUUCUCCCGGCUUGCACUGUUGUACAGGCAGGAAGCAUAUGUGGCCGAUGAUGAAAUGUAUCACUACCUGUCCAUGCUGACAGCCACUGGUCAAGCCAUCCAUACACCGCUGGCCAUUGUACCGGAUGGGAUUGAUGAUGAAGACCUCAUCCAGUUGCUGAAGGACUGGUUCGCCAAAGCCAUGGUUGUUGCUGAUGGUCCAUGCACACUGGUCACUGCCAUUUUUGCUCACCACCACUGGUUCCCGGUCGGUAUGAAGUUUGCCCAUGGAAGCAUCCAGGUGUUUACAACGCCAGGUGGACAAGCAUGGGUCCAUGUUGCCACCAGAGAAAUGGGAGAGACCUGCUCAAUCCAUACAAUUGCCAUUGACACCUGCUUUCCCAACGACUGUGGUUUUCAGUGUGUCGCGUGGAUCAUGAGUUUUGUGUUUGACCCUACCCAUCAUUUGGGCCAAUUCAAGCCGGUUAAUGCCACCACUGCAAUUGCUUGGAGAGGCCUUUUUGAACAUCACCUGAUCACCUCAGGCAGUGCCAAACGAACUGUAGUCCCAAAAGAGCUGAGUUUUGGAGGUACAACCGGGGGGGAUUUCAUGAUGUCAUUACAAAACCUUUUGAUGGAACAUGGAGUCCCCAAAGAACAUGCUGAGGACAGAGCCAAUGUCAUCUGUGACAAGCUAGGUCGUACCACAGUGGCCAGGACACUUCGAAGUGCCCAACCAUGGAGAGAACUGAAGCAGAUUGCAAACCAGUGCUCACCCAAGCUGCAGCUUGUUUUGGCCAGUGAACUGCAAGCGAUCAUCCAGGCACGUACCGACAAACAACAGAAGUUUGGAUCCAAACAAACCAAAAAGAAAUCAACACCGCAGACAAAGCAUCCGAUCCAGCUCAACGCCGAAGAUAUAGGAAUCCCUGAUGGAAUUUUCCAAGAUGCUUCUGGCCAUGCAAUCCACCAAAAAACCGUUGCUAACAUUGGCCCAGAGGCAAGUGGUAUCAUUGUAGUUCAUGCGAAGCAGGCAGUGCCAUACCUGAAGUUUGCCCAGCCAGUUUCGAGCAAAGGACUUGCCCUCUUGGUCCUGAACCAUCACGACCCGCUCAUGCAGGGGUUAGGGGAGGAGAUCAGAUUUCCUGCCAGGUUCGAAAAGACCAGUGAACCCAUCCUCAUCUCGGCCAAGCUGGUCCAAUUGGGUGCGAGCAUUGUCAGCAGAGUAGUACCUGACCAAACCAUCAAAAUUGAGGAAGUGCACAACUCAGUCAUCAGGGUCAUCAUGUUCCGUGAUGAAAUCGAAAAGAAGUGGGAACACAUCCUCGACAAGCCUGUCAAGCACAUGGUCUCUGCAGUCAAGAUCUUGCAGCCUCAAAGUGAUGGCACAUCAAGCAUCAUGGACGUUUGGGAUCGACAAUGGCUGAAUGAAAAAUUGGAACGCACCCGACCAGCAGAUGCCAGCCUUUUCAUGGCCACCUUCCGAAUGGAGAAAGGAGAUGUUGCUGAGGCCCUCAAAGGAUCAGGAACUGCAGGCUGCUAUGUUGAACCACGUCUGGUAACCGUUUUGGACUCCGUGUUGCCGCUCACGAUGCCCAGAAGGCCUUGCCAGCCCAAAAGCAGGACCCCUGAUGGCAAGGGUGUGGUUUGGGAAUGCCAGGCAAUCUGCAAACCCCCGUUUGAAGUGUACCAAUUGGAGCAUGCUGAUGUACUCAUCACUGAGGUGCCACGAAAACAUCAGAAGCAAGCAGCUGCGCAAUCAAGCAUCCAGGCCUCUGCCAAAACGCUUGCAGUGUUGAAGGCCGCAGACACCAAGGACGAUCCAGACCAGGACCCGUGGGAAAUCGACGACCCUUGGGGUAAUUAUGCCACUCCGGUGAAAGCUGCCAAAAAGAUCAGCAUUCCCGACAACAAAGGUCACGAUGACAUCGACCUUAUUGCGGCCAAGGUCCAAAGGAAGUUGCAAUCCACUUGGCAGCAGACCACAGGAUCCAAGAUGGACGUUGAUGUGGACACACAUGACCACACACGUAUUCAAACAGUUGAAGAUCGAUUGGCCAUGCUCGAACACACAGUCCAGGCGAACCAUACCCAGCAAGGACAGCAUGUCCAAGAGCUUGCCAACCAGAUUGCCCAGGUCCAACACAAUGUAGACCAACAAGGUAAAGCCUUUCAGACCCACCUGGAUGACAAAUUGGACAAGCAGCUGCAGCAGAUCGAGCAACUCCUCACCAAGAGGAGUCGAACCGAAUACGAAGUUAUUCUGCACCAAGCCGAAGCUCUAGUUCCUAUGACCUGGGCACUGAGUGAAACGCACUUGACCACAGAAGGCAUCCGAAAGUUCCGACAAGAACUCAAGUUCCAAGCUAGCCAGUGGAACUUUGUGCCGGGCGCACCAGCCCAACCACGCACUACAGAGCCUGUGAAAUCACAGCAAGGGCCCCUUGACAUCCAGGAUCACCAACCAGGGGUGCUGAAGCUUGCCAGGCCCCAAGCACUUGAACAGGGUGAUAACCUCACACAACCAAAACUUGUUGGCGACCUUAGUGACAUCUUUCGGGCUUUUGAGGAGCUAUGGCAACCCAUGUGGCAAAAACACAAAGAUACCAGUGUUGAACAAUGGGAGCCUGUCAUGAAAGAUAUCCAAAGCAAGGUGCCUGCACCUGCCGAAGCUAUGCAAAUGCCCCCGCUGACACCAGAACAAUGGGUGAGAGCGGUGAGAAAGAAGAAAAGUACCAGUGCGGUUGGACCUGAUGGUGUUUCCAAAAAUGAUUUGCUCAACAUGCCCAUGCCUUUCAUAGAAAAGCUGGUCACCCAUGUAAAUCAGAUCGAACAAGGAGCUUAUGACUGGCCCCAAGCCAGCAUGGUGUGGAGGGCGCUCGCUGAGCAGAUUGAGCACUCGCAGUACUUCCAGACAGAAUGGACUGGAGCAGUCACAGAUGUGUGUAAGUGCUUCAACACGUUGCCAAGGCAUGUUGUUUACUUCCUGGGGCGCCACAUGGGAAUUCCAGAGUUCUUCAUGAAAGCAUGGAUGCGCAACCUGGCCAACAUCCAAAGAAGGUUUGUAGUCCAAGGAAGCUGCUCCCCUGCCAUCAUGAGCCACACGGGCUUUGCUGAGGGAGACCCUCUGUCAGUUGUUUCCAUGGUAUUGGUAAAUUGUGCUAUGCAUGCCUUGGUUACCCAAAAAACCAGCCCUGUUGCGGUAAUCAGCUAUGUGGAUAACUGGGAAGUCCAAUCUACGGUGCCAGAAGUCACUUGUCAAGCGGUGGAGGCCAUGGAUGACUUCGCCAGGGCACUUGACAUCAAACUUGACAAGGCAAAGACCUACAGCUGGGCGACCACCACUGCCAGCCGAAAGCACUCAGAUGGGAAAAACAUGGUACUUGACUUGCUGACCCAACAGCCUCCAGCCCGAUUUUUGCCGGGUCCGUCUGGAGUCUUUCUCAACCGCCUUCACAAGCUCAACUGGAGGAUCGCAACCUGGGGUGUUAGUGUCGCUGCCCUCCCAGAGAUGGAAUUCCCGCCUGUUGAGGCGGGUAAUGAAGCAGCAGAUGCCCUGGCCAUCCGGGCCAGACAAUUGUUGCCCCCUGAGGUCGCCCACGCCCAUCAACGCCUCAAGCUUGCCACUCAAGCAAGGUACAAGGCAUGCCAAGCCCUGCAUAGACUAUUGGUGGAGAUCGGCAUCAAGGUCACGGGCGAAAAAGAGGAACUGAAAGCAAAAGAGGAAACAGCUUGGGACGCAAUGCAGACCCAGCAGCCCCAGGUGGUUGAGAAGGUCAGUUUUGCUCAGCUACCAGUAGAUUUGAUCGAGCCAGCUGAACAUGCGCUGGGGAAUGGUUUUCAGAUUCUCUAUAAGUGGCUUUUGAAUCUGACCAGAGAUGCCUUUUGGAUCACUCUUCCGGUCGUGGCAACGGUGCCUAUUGUUGCCAGCUUCUCCAGCUUCAAUCGAAGGGGUCCACAGCAAGUUCACCGAAAGGGGUACGAAUGCUGUGAAAUCAGUACAUGCUGCUAUGUCGCAGUACACUGA